Messenger RNA from Tribolium madens (black flour beetle), 1534 nucleotides. RefSeq lists its product as uncharacterized. The record is from RefSeq and is a predicted model, not a curated record. The coding region runs from base 61 to 825 and encodes 254 amino acids. Lineage: Eukaryota; Metazoa; Arthropoda; Insecta; Coleoptera; Tenebrionidae. The transcript is spliced from 7 exons.
UUUCACACAAAAAAAUCAUUAAAAAUUUUGCUUGUCACAUCAAAAUUCCUGUAUGUCAAAAUGUUGAACCCAUUUUCAUCAACCAACACUAACAUCUUCGACGAGAGAACGCAAAAUACGACUCCAGGGACGCUUUUCGGUCAAGAUGUCCUAGUUUCGCAAGAACAACAUCGAAAAAUAUUCAACACUCUAACGACAUCAGUAACCGGAAUGCCCGGAAUUUACCCAACAAUGCAACCAAGUUUCCAAGACCCCAACGCUGUCACUUUUACUUUCAAAGCAAACCAAGAGUACUACCCCCAAAAUUAUUGGUACUGUCAAACUCCAGCAAUGCAGAGUUUGAAUCAAUUGCAGCAACAAACCGCUGCUGAUUUGCUCCAACUGCAAAGACAGUUGAAUCAGCCCUACCAGUGCAAAUUUCACCUCGAUUGUCAGACUUCGACCACGGAUUUGGGGGCAAAACCAGAAGCGAGGCCUGAUUUAAAAAACCUCGCAGGGAUGAUACUUUGUACUUGCACAUGGCUACAAGGGCCGAUUUCAAAAAAUCACAAAAAAUUAAUUCUGAAAGAAGUAACUCCUAAAAUUGAAGGGAGCAUCUGCGACCAAAUCAACCAAGAGGAAGAAAAAGCGAAAAAGGUCAGUUUCGAAAGUCCGGAAGGGAUGAAAAAUGCCCAAGUUCAAGCUGAGUGCAAAUGUCCAUCAUGCACUGGUCAUAAAGGUCUGGAAACUCCGGUACGAGUCAAGCAAAAGAGGAGAAGGAACCGGAAAAAGUCGCCAACAACAACCACUGAUGAAAGCACCGAUAACGAGAGUGACGUUCGAUAAAACUGACAAAUUUGACGUGAAAAUGGCCACAAAAAAAUUCAUGUUUGACGAUUUAGACCAUUUUGUAGACAGGCGAAUAUGUGAAUUGCGAGAUUGUGAAGAACAUUUCUUCAAUAAUUUGACUUUUGUUACGCAAUUGCUGUAUUACGUGACAAAUUCCAGAAACAAGUUGGAAAUAAUUUACACGCGUUUAGUGAACAGUAAAAUGGCUCAUGACGCAAUCGACUCUACUUUAUCGUGCGUCCAAAACAAUCAAAAUAAAUGGGAGGAAAUUUUGCGCAGCUUUGAAAAUAAAUGUUACUGUAAUGAAAUUAUUGAUGAAAAUCGAGCUUGCAUAUACAAACUCGCAGAUAAUUUAUUCGCAACCUUGUCGAACCACUACGAGAUGCUCGAUAGUAUUGAGAGUAAAGUAACCGACUGUCAUGUUAAAAACAAGGAAGAACCGAUUUAUUUAUUAAUCCAAAUCAUGAACAUGAAUUUAAACAUGUUGGAUAAAAUUAACAUUCACAUCGAGAAACUGAAGAACCGUGUAGAUUUUUACGAAAACAUUUGGACUGAAUGGAAAAAACGCUGCAUUUAAACAUGACUUAUUUACUCAUGUUUGCUUCUCUUCGUCGCAAAGUUGGUCUAAUAAAAUAAACAAUAAAUGAGCUUAAGACUAAUAAGAUCACUAUAACAAUAUUUGUUGCGGUAUAUCCAAUCAAGUCGU